This is a messenger RNA of Babesia bovis T2Bo, 2847 nucleotides long. Its product is annotated as PA14 domain containing protein. The coding region runs from base 92 to 2836 and encodes 914 amino acids. The record is from RefSeq and is a predicted model, not a curated record. Lineage: Eukaryota; Apicomplexa; Aconoidasida; Piroplasmida; Babesiidae. The transcript has 6 exons.
CGAGAAAUUAGAACGCAAAACGCGUGCAGCCUUUGCUGUCGCGUUGUAGGCGCGUUUAAUUCCAGCCAACUGUAGACGCUGAUUGGAUCUUAUGGCUACAAUCCAAGGCGUUGCGCGUAUGCGUCAAAACGCAUUCAUUAAAACCCUUUCGUAUUAUUCAUUGCUAAGUGUGAGAUUCUUAUACUGCGUUUUCGUGUUUCAUACUGUAUUUGCCAAUGGAGAUAUAAAUCAGGAUGUUGUUUCACCUAAGGAUUUCACCAUACCUUCAGGAACCGACUAUGAUCGGGAAGCCUUAAUGAAAUUGACCGAAUUUAGACAACGUCACAGGAAGACCGUUGAUGGUAUGCUUUGUGCAGCAGCUUUUGUGCGCAAUGGGAAUACAUUUACGGACUGUACAACAACUGAAGCUCCAGAUGGUUCUGUUGGUCGAGAAUGGUGUUAUGUAGAAGUACAGUUGAUUGGUGUGGGCUCCAGAGAUUGGGACUUUUGUGCCGGCACAGUAGACUAUGAUGUCAUUCGAUCCAAGGCAUCUCUUUUAUCGAAACUGAAAUCUGAAGAGUUGGCACAUUCAGUGUUACAACUUUCUGCAACUGAACAACGUUUGGAAAAUACGCUAAAACAUUUUGAUGCUGUGUGUGGCCACGGAACGGCAUCUCAUGAAAAUGAUAUGAACACAAUAUCGCACUCUCUCCGUGGUUUGGAGCGUGCUUUACAGCAGGUUGAGGCAAACUCACAAAGUCUCCACAUGUUAAAUGAGGAAUACGAAUCUCUGAGCGAGCAGCUUGAGAUUACGCGUAAGAGCGUUUUAAAUGACAAAAGAAAUUGCUCAAUUGUUCAAGGCUAUUCCGUUGCGGUGGUGGGAGAUGGUGUCCGUGCCAGCUACUUUGACAAUCCAUAUCUAAGGGGGCCACCUGUUGGUUUCUUUGAUCAUUCUAGCCUAUCUCUAACAUUUGAUGAGAUAUUACCUAUAAAUGGUGUAGACAUUCGUUCCUUUUCCGUACGUUUUGAGACAUAUUUGCGCGUACCUGUUUCGGGAGACUAUACCUUUUGGUUGGAUGCUGAUUGUAACUUUUUGAUGUUCGUCGACGGAGAGUUGGUAAUUAAGCAUGGACUUGAGGGUAGGGGUACAUUUGCAUCGGCGUAUAAUUCAGCGGGUGUGGUUGCUCUUGACGGCCGUACAACAACCUCGACUCUCGUUUCUUCUCGCAAAAUGUCACUGGUUGGGGGCAAGCGUUAUCCAUUGGUAUUGGAAUAUUCACAUCAAAGCUCACUGAAGUAUCGUGAUGAAAACGUUGUUCGUUUGAUAUUGAGUUGGGAAACUGACACGCGGUCCCGGACGAUUAUCGACCCGGAUUAUUUCUUCCGUAGCAGAGAUUCUGGUGAAUCUUUAAUUAUCAGUGGAUUAGAUGCGCGAUGGUUUGACUUAGCCAUGUUGGAGAACGGGGCACAGGCAUUUAUUAACGUAACAAAUUUGUUGUUGGCAGACGUACCUGACCAUCUCCGAGGCAUGCGUAUGGUACGCACAGUAGUGAAACCUGAUUAUGAUACCGUGGAUUUUUACAUUUCGCAUGAUGCUUUUCUAUAUGUUGCUCAAUCUGAACAUCUGUCUUAUAUUCCUAUGGCAGAGAAUAUGUCCACGUUCGAUAGAAGCUGGGAGGUGAUAUCAGUUUAUUCUAUUGGCCACAAUUGCGAAGAGGCCACCAGUCAACAGGAGUUUAUAGUUUUCUACAAGCGAUUCAAGGCAGGACCUGUAAAAAUUCACAUAUUACCUGAAACGUCGUUUUUCUUGUUCAUGCAGCCCGCUGCGGCUAAUGCCAUAUGCCCCGACGAUGUCCAGUAUCUUCCUUUCAAAAAUGGUGACGGUUGUGCGUCUUCUUCAUCACUUUCAGCUGCAUUUGACUGCUCAAAAGCUUUUGGGAGUGGAUACUGGCAACCGAGUUCUGGGCGGAUCACUGGACAGUGGCUGAUGCGCACUUUCACCAACCCUGUGGAGUUGGUUCACUUCCAUUUUUCUCCGAUAGAUGGCAGUUUACCUAUGCGCGCAAUUAUAUCAUUUCCUGAUGGAUCUGAGGAAGAUUUCGAGCUGCAUUCACAGCUUCGUUACGAAUUGGGAUAUCACGGCGUUGUGGAUUCCAUUAGGAUUAUGAUUGAAACAAUGAGCCCAGGAGACGGUAUUACAGGUUCCGAUACGGUUGAUAAUAAAGAAAUAAUUGGCGGAACAUUCGCCUUUUAUGGACGCGAAUGCGGUGCUCGUACAACAGUGGAAGAAGCAGUACAUUUUCCCAUUCACAUAAGUUUCUGCCAAGGGGGGCACGCAUGUGGUCCUGAUCACUUGGAUUUGGGACACAUGAAAGGAUAUCAUGGCAGGUUGUCUUACGGUUGGGGUUCAUCAAAUGUCGUGGCUGAUAUAGCUGAUCUUCAGAUAUGUAAACCCCAAGUGAAUCACAUAGUUGAUGUUAACUUGGAUUCUGUACCGUUGAUAGAUAGAGAAUUAACAGAACUACCUGCGACGACUAAAAAUCAUAGUGUAUAUGAUUUGUUAUUGAAGCAGAAAGCUGGAUUACCUCUUGGCCAGGGGCAACGGUGGACCAUCGAUGUCCCUGAGCAUGGUGUAUACAAUGUUGAAGUUUUACUUUCUGCGUUAUGUACUAAUGUGGAAUCUGCGUCCCUUCUCAUAAACAAUGUGGAAAUGCUUGAAGGUGAGUUGCUUCAAGUAGGACAGUCACUCGAGCUUCACGCACGUGUACCGCUUGAGCGUGUAGGAUCAUUGGAACUGCGUUCAUCGUCCAAUGGGUUAUUUUUGAUCAACGCUAUAAUUAACCCCUCCAACAUGUAGUACUCGGUGUC